This is a messenger RNA of Rhinolophus ferrumequinum (greater horseshoe bat), 1652 nucleotides long. It is a transcript of the gene SRSF12, whose product is annotated as serine and arginine rich splicing factor 12. NCBI's taxonomy places the organism in Eukaryota, Metazoa, Chordata, Mammalia, Chiroptera, Rhinolophidae. Bases 641 to 1141 code for a protein of 166 amino acids. Gene Ontology annotation, molecular function: RNA binding. The transcript has 5 exons. The record is from RefSeq and is a predicted model, not a curated record.
CCGGCGGAGCUGCUGUGGCGGCGGCGGCUGCAGUGAGAGACGGAGUGAGCCUGGCGGCCGCGGGCAAGCCCGGAGGGAAAGGAGGAACCGGUCAUGUCUCGCUACACGAGGCCCCCCAACACCUCCCUGUUCGUCAGGAACGUCGCGGAUGCCACCAGAAAAUCUAAAGCAGUCCACAGUAGCUGGCAAGCGCCCCCCAGUUUGAACCAACCUGUUAGCUAGAAUCCGAGCAUAAACCGAGCAGGCGAGACAAAAGGCACCUAAAGUUCAAGCAUCAAGGAGUAAAGAGGGAGGGUGGACACAGAUAUAAAGACCUGGAAGAGGGGAAGUCUUUAUCAAGCAAAAGACAAAGCCAACACCAGGUUGAGACUUCGGCUUUCCUACAUUUACUCAGAGUUCCAGAGUCAAAGCCAAGUCUGAUUUUGUUGGUUCUGCGUCUCUUGUAAAGUCCAUCUUGCAAGCCUUAAAGAGUAAAGGUCAAGGUUCAAGAUCAAGUGACAUUGAGUGUCCUUAACAGCUAGUCAUAUUUGAAGAUGUCCGCGAUGCUGAAGACGCUCUUUAUAACCUCAAUAGAAAGUGGGUAUGUGGCCGUCAAAUUGAAAUACAGUUUGCACAAGGUGAUCGCAAAACACCAGGCCAAAUGAAAUCAAAAGAACGUCACCCUUGCUCUCCAAGCGAUCAUAGGAGAUCAAGAAGCCCCAGCCAAAGGAGAACUCGAAGUAGAAGUUCUUCUUGGGGAAGAAAUAGAAGGCGAUCUGAUAGCCUUAAAGAGUCUCGACACAGGCGAUUUUCCUAUAGCCAGUCUAAAUCUCGCUCCAAAUCACUACCAAGGCGAUCUACCUCAGCAAGGCAGUCAAGAACUCCAAGAAGGAAUUCUGGUUCUAGAGGACGGUCAAGGUCCAAGUCCUUACAAAAAAGGUCCAAGUCAAUAGGAAAAUCACAAUCAAGUUCACCUCAAAAGCAGACUAGCUCAGGAACAAAAUCAAGAUCACAUGGAAGACAUUCUGACUCCAUAGCAAGAUCCCCAUGUAAAUCUCCCAAAGGGUAUACCAAUUCUGAAACUAAAGCACAAACAGCAAAACACUCUCAUUUUCGAUCAUAUUCCAGAUCUCGGAGUUAUCGUCACAAAAACAGUUGGUGAACAACAGAAGAACCCUAGGUGGUCUUUAAUAUAAGUUAUUAAACUUCUCAUUAUGUUAAAUAAAAAUUCUUCAAGGCUUACAGAAAACGUGAGUUGAUGUUAGUUACUUUGGGCAUGUGCAAGAAAUAAAAUCUCUCUAGCUUUGGGUUAAUAAAGAUUUCAUCUCAAUUUAAGGGCCCACACCACAAAUUAUGAUGUGUCUAAUGUCACCAUUUUAUGGACCAUUUUGUGUUUACAUUGUGACAGAAGGUACUUUUCAAAGGAAAUAGGUAAAAUGGAACUAAUUUAGAAAAUUCUACUUGGAUAUUAAAUAUAGCAGUUCUUCCCUUAACCGUGGGGAUACGUUCCAAGACCUCCAGUGGAUACCUGAAACCUCAGAUUGUACCAAACUCUAUAUUGUUUUUUUCCUAUACAUACAUACCUUAUGAUAACAUUUAAUUUAUAAAUUAGGAACAGGAAGAGAUUAACAACAACAAUAAUAGAAUAUUUAUAACAAUAUACUGUAAUAAAA